Cajanus cajan (pigeon pea) is the source of this 1398-nucleotide messenger RNA. The record is from RefSeq and is a predicted model, not a curated record. NCBI's taxonomy places the organism in Eukaryota, Viridiplantae, Streptophyta, Magnoliopsida, Fabales, Fabaceae.
AUGACUUACGAAGGCGGGCCGAUAAGUAUAUGCAAAUGGAAGAAUUGGCUGAGUAUCGCAAUCAAGCCCGAACCAUCGGGCAAGCCAGAGAAGCAAGCAGAACAACCAUACAGGGGGCGAGGCAAGGAGAUAACUCUUCGCGACCGCCCUAUACGGGGUCCGAAGUACACUCACUACACUCCACUCAAUACAAGACGAGCCGCGGUACUCGAGCAAGCUUUGACUUCAGAAGUGCUGGCAGUCCCGAAGAGAGCAUCCACUCCACCACGUGCGGACACUAGUAAAUCUUGUUGGUAUCACCGCAAUCGUGAGCAUUCUACCGAGGAGUGUGCGGCCCUCAAAGACAAAAUUGAAGAUUUGAUUAAACAAGGCAAAUUGCAUAAUUUUGUGGAUCGGUCAGGCUCAUCCCAAACUCGUUCCUCAUAUCAACCUCGGUACCAGGAUCGGCAUAGACAGGACCGUUCUGAUAGAUCCCGACGCGAACGAAGCAGAUCGCGGGACAGGAAAGAUGACUCGACACCUUCGCGUAGGAGGAUCAUUAAUACAAUCGCAGGUGGAUUUGCGGGCGGAGGCUCAACUUCUUCAGCCCAAAAAAGGCACCUACGAGCCAUCCGGUCAGUUAAUGCCGUUGAUAGACAACCUUCUCGGCGAUUGCCAACAAUAACUUUCAUUGAUGCUGAUUUUCAAGGCAUUGAUCCGGUGCAAGACGAUCCAAUGGUGAUCAGUGUAGAAAUUCACAAUUGCAUCGUCAAGAAAACACUGAUCGACCAAGGCAAUUCAGCAGAUAUCUUGUAUUGGAAUACCUUCAAGCAGUUGGGUAUAUCCGAAAAAGAGUUAAUUCCUUAUGAUGACCCGUUGGUUGGUUUUGCAGGAGAGAGAGUAAGCACCAAAGGAUAUAUUAAACUUUUCACUCGCUUUUAUUUUGACGAACAGGAAAGUAGGGAAAUUCAAGUAAAAUAUAUCGUGGUCGAUGCUAACACCUCUUAUAACAUCCUCCUCGGUCGACCGUCAUUGAACGCACUAGGGGCAAUUGUCUCAACACCGCACCUAGCGAUGAAGUUUCCAUCUGACAAGGGGAAGAUCAUCACUAUACACGCCGAUCAGAAGGCCGCCCGAGAAUGCUACUUUGCUAGUUUGCGAGUUACGCCCAUGGAAGAAAGAAAGUCAAAGUCCAAGAGGGUGCAUGUUGUUGACUCUUCGGCAUUGGUUGAAGAGUCAGUUUGGGAUCUUGACCCGCGAAUGAAUGACGAAGAGCGUGUAGAGCCAGUUGAACCAAAAAUACAGCUACAAAUCAGGUUACACCCAGCUCAAGUUACAUAUAUUGGUGCUGAUAUAUCUAAAAAAGAUCGUUCCAUCCUGUGCCGGGUAAUAGUGAAAAAUAAAGACCUUUUUGCAUAG